AUGGUUAGUCCAAAACCGGAGAGCAAGGAAAUGGUGCCGUGCGAUUUCUGCAAUGAGCAAAUAGCGGUUCUCUACUGCCGAGCUGACUCGGCUAAGCUCUGUUUAUUCUGCGACCAGCACGUGCACUCCGCGAACCUGCUCUCUCGCAAGCACCUGCGGUCCCAGAUCUGUGAUAAUUGUAGCACCGAGCCGGUUUCCGUCCGCUGCGCCACGGAUAAUUUGGUGCUUUGUCAAGAGUGUGAUUGGGACGCGCACGGUAGUUGCUCUGUGUCCUCCGCACACGAUCGCAACCCGGUGGAAGGGUUUUCUGGUUGUCCGUCGGCUCUGGAGCUGGCUUCGGCUUGGGGAUUCGAUCUCGAAGAGAAGAAACCGUUGGCUAAGAGCUGGAACGGGUGUCACCAAGAUCUGAUGAUGCCAGCGAUGGAGUCGUGGCUUUACAAAUCGAGCUUGCAAGAGAUGAUGGUACCUUACGAGUGUUUUACCUGCGAGGAGACGGUGAAGAAGCAGAGUCACGGGAGUGGGAAGUGCAAGCAAAUCAUUUUUAAGCAGCUUGUGGAGUUGAUGAAAAGAGAUUUCAUGGCCGGCAAUGUUGCCGACGGUGGCCGCGGAGCUGGAGAGAAUUUGGUGCCGUAUGUGGAAGCAAAAGGCAGCGGUUUGGCUCGACAAGAGUUUAUACAGCCGCAGCCGCAGCCGCAGCCGCAGCCGCAAACGCAAACGCCGUUUACUUCUUUGCUUAUGAUGCAAACGCGAGAGAGCGAACGCACUGUGGAUGGAGGAGAUGUGUUGUGGAAUGGUAAUCCAAAUAAUCAAACUCCGCAGAUAUGGGAUUUUAAUCUGGGGCGGUUGAGGGGUCACGAAGAGUGUAGCCAAUUGGAAGACGUUGGGUACGGGGGCAGUGAUGCAGGGUUCAUGAUUAAGAAUUUCGGUGAACUUAUGAAAGAGACGUCUUUGUCUAAUGCUAAGAUGUUGGGAGAUAUGUGCCACAUCAACUACACUCCUCCGCAGGACGAUAUGGCUUCAAUCAAUAACUCAAGUAAUCUAGCAGCAAGUCAGGGACCAGCCACAUCUGAGAGCAACAACCUACCAAUAGCAAGGCCAUCAUCAGUUUCAGCUUUUGGUAAACCCAAAGGCUCUAGCAGUUCUAAAGAUGUUCACUUCAUUGAGCAUCCAAUCCUCAUGAGGGGUGACCAAGUAAGGCAGUCAGCACCUAGCAAGGCUGAUCUUGAGUUGCUAACACAGAACAGAGGCAAUGCUAUGCAACGCUACAAGGAGAAGAAGAAAACACGAAGAUAUGAUAAACAUAUACGCUAUGAAUCAAGGAAGGCAAGAGCAGAUACUAGGAAGCGAGUGAAAGGUCGAUUUGUGAAGGCUACUGAAGCUCCUGAUCGUUAAGAGGGGGCAGAGGCGUUGGUGAAGGAUGUUUGGGCUGUGUCUUGGUGCGCCUUGAGCCUUGAGGACUGGCCACAGUGAAGUGGCCUGAAGCACAGUAAGGGCCUGACUCAUUUCUAAAUAAAAAGUAAAUAACAAAAAUCAGUAGUUAUAUUCUAUGGAGUUAUUUUUUAAGAUAAUACUUGAAAAUAACAGAAAUUCAGUGUGCACUA
Molecule: messenger RNA, 1601 nt
Organism: Theobroma cacao (cacao)
Lineage: Eukaryota; Viridiplantae; Streptophyta; Magnoliopsida; Malvales; Malvaceae
Product: zinc finger protein CONSTANS-LIKE 14-like
Molecular function (GO): zinc ion binding; protein binding
Source: RefSeq, a predicted model, not a curated record